Molecule: messenger RNA, 567 nt
Organism: Acanthosepion pharaonis
Lineage: Eukaryota; Metazoa; Mollusca; Cephalopoda; Sepiida; Sepiidae
Source: the annotation of a GenBank genome assembly
AUGUUAUCUUCUUUCGCAUUACCUGCUAUCCUCUUCUGCAUCGCCUGCUAUCCUCUUUCGCCUCACCUGCUAUCCCCUUCUGCCUCACCUGCUAUCCUCUUCUGCCUCGCCGUCUAUCCUCUUGCGCAUCUCCUGAUAUCCUCUUCCGCGUCGCCUGCUAUCCUCUUCUGCCUCACCUGCUAUCCUCUUUCGCAUCUUCUGCUAUCCUCUUCCGCCUCACCUGCUAUCCUCUUUCGCCUCACCUUCUAUGCUCUUUCGCCUCACCUGCUAUACUCUUUCGCAUCUCCUGCUAUCCUCUUCUGCCUCGCCUGCUAUCCUCUUCCGCCUCACCUGCUAUACUCUUCUGCCUCAGUUGCUAUCCUCUUCUGUCUCACUUGCUCCCUUGCCUUAAUGCACAUGUGCGCAUUCCAAUUAUAUCUAUCUAUCUAUCUAUCUAUCUAUCUAUCUAUCUAUCUAUCUAUCUAUCUCAAUCACUUCCUUCCUAUCUAUCUAUCUAUCUAUCUAUCUAUCUAUCUAUCUAUCUAUCUAUCGUAUUCAUUUCAUUAUCGCUUUUCUUCUUGCCAUUGA